UUGAUGCCUUUAAUCUUCUAGCCGCUGCUGUCACCACCACCGACCCAGCCACCUGCACCGCCCCGGAGACGUGCUACAACGACGGAACGACUGACGCUUGCUACACGGCGCCCACCACCACCAUGGCCACCACCGCCGGAUCGACUGUGGCCACCGGAAGCACCGCCGCGACUGGCUCGACCACCGCUUCUGGCAACUAUUCCGGAACCUGCGUUGACUCCAACACCAACUGCGCCACCUGGGUGAAGAAUGGGUUCUGCACGAGCACCGCCUACACCACCGAGCAAAAAGGAUCGUACUGCGCCAAGUCGUGCAACCUGCAGCCGGCCUGCGCUGGAGGCGGCGGUGGUGUCGUCACCGGAUGUGUCGACAGCAGCGCAAACUGCCCCAUCUGGGCGAGGAACGGCUUCUGCACGAGCUCCUUCUACGCCAGCCAGUUGUCGACGUGCCAGAAGACGUGCAAUCUUUGC
Messenger RNA from Mesorhabditis spiculigera, 470 nucleotides. NCBI's taxonomy places the organism in Eukaryota, Metazoa, Nematoda, Chromadorea, Rhabditida, Rhabditidae. The record is from the annotation of a GenBank genome assembly.